CAUGCGUUCCACAACGCAUGCUCAACGCGCAACAGUUUGCAUAUCACCUCGUUAUCACGUGGCUCUAUGUUUUUGUAUACAUUACAUCGAUGGUUUUGAAACGAAGUAUUGAGAAUAAUGAAACGAGGCCCUUAUAAAGAACAUUUGAAAAGGACUGGCGACCUUCCUCUAUCGACAGACUAUUCUCGAAAGAAAAGACGAGUUGGUGUUGGUGAAUGUAGUACGGGCAAGAGAACGACAUACAAUGAAGAGGUUAUGUCCCCUGAUGCACGUAAUGGACUACCGUUUGAUGAUCUGCAUGAAAAUGAAGAUUAUGUAAAUCAACAGGAACUACUAGACCAUUUAUGUAUUGCAAAUCUUGAUAAUAUUGAUGAUAGUAAUUCAUCGGUUCAAGAAAUUGAUGACAGUGACCAGCAAAGUGAUACAAGCAUAAGCGAUGAUAAUAAUGAUUAUGACAGUAUUGAAGAGCACAAAUCAUCAAGUGUUAGCGAUUUCAAUGAAGGCUCCGAGAAUUUCGAAUCAGAUCAGGAUGAAGAAAAUUUUGAAGAUGAAAAUAUUAAUGUUGAAAAGCGUUGUCCCAAUCAUGACGUACAGUGCCGACAAGUUUUAUAUGAGGGCUGCGAUUUAACAAAAGAAGAAAGUGUACUUCUAAUAAUGAGUGUAGCCUUACGUCAUCAUUUCACUGAUGCAGCAUUACAAUCUUUCAUCCAAACCAUUGAUUGUCAUCUUCCUCGCACAUGUCACGGUUCGAAAUAUCUAUUUUGUAAAUCUGUACCAAAGCAGACUUAUCAUGUAUAUUACUUUUGUCCACAAUGUAUACUUAUUUUACAUGUUGACAAUGACUGCAUUACUGUAAAAUGCGAUAAUUGUUCUGAGCAGUAUAACCCAUCACAGCUCAAAAAAGAUGGAAAAUUUUUUAUAUAUAUACCGCUGAAAGAGCAACUAAUCGAGUUAGUUAAUUCUAAGGUUUUUAUGCAAUUUCGACAGGAAAACGAAAAGGAAAGUGACGUUAUCAAUGGUAAAGUGUACCGUAAACUGAAAAGAAAAAAUAUUAUAGGGGAAAAUGACAUUACUAUUCAAUGGAAUACAGAUGGCGUACAACUUUUUAAUUCUUCCCUAUCUUCUUUAUGGCCAAUUUUGGUAACAAUUAAUGAAUUGCCUUAUCGUAUUCGAAAACAACAAAUAUUGCUAACUGGUUUAUGGUUCCAAUCAAGUAAACCUCCAAUGAAUGUUUUUCUCCAACCUUUUCUUGAAGAACUGAUAGAUUUACAUUUUAAUGGCUUUGAAAGCACGACAUUCAUUCACCAAGAACCAAUUCUUAUAAAAGUCCAUACAUUGCUUGCUCCGGUUGAUUCUGUUGCCAGAUCAGCCAUUCAGGGUAUAAAGCAGUAUAAUGGAAAGUAUGGGUGCCCAUAUUGUUAUCAUAAAAGAAAACAAAUUUGUAUAGAACAAAAUAGGCGAAAACGAGUAUACUGUGGCAAUAUAUGUACUUUACGUAAACAGAGCCAUUACGUGCGUCAUGCUGAAAAAAGUCAAGAAAAAAAUAAACCAGUUAAGGGCGUCAAAUGGCCAUCAAUUGUUACACUUAUACCACUGUUUAACGUCAUUUCAUCAUUUCCGCCGGAAUAUUUGCACAGCCUGGCAGAAGGUGUAAUUAAACAAUUUUUGAUGGCAUGGUUUGAUUCUAGCAAUCGUGAGAAAGAUUGGUCCUUACGUAAGCACGAAGUGCUCUUUGAUAAAAGAUUAAUGAGCAUGAAACCUACCUCCGAAAUAACUAGAACACCUCAAUCAAUAACACAACGGAGAUUGUGGAAAGGUGCAGAAUACAAAAAUUUUGCUUUAUAUUAUUCUCUCAUAUGUUUAAAAGGGUUAAUGCCAAAUAAAUAUGUACAGCAUUGGUUGUUACUAGUUUACAGUAUGCAUGUUUUUCUAAGUACAACAAUAUCUCCUAAUAAUUUUAUCAUAGCUACGUUUGCGCUCCAAAAAUUUGUACUUGAUACUGAAAAAUUGUAUGGAGCAAUGUUUAUGAACUACAAUAUACACUUGAUGUUACAUAUUCCAAAAGCUGUAAAACAAUUUGGCGCUUUGUGGGCAUGGUCAACUUUUCCGUAUGAAGAUUUUAAUCAUACUAUACAAUCACUUUUUAACGGCACUCAAUAUAUUCCGGAACAAAUCUGCAAAUUUUAUUCUCGUAUAAGAUACGUAAAACAAAGUUCAGUUUUUGAUCAGCCUAAUUGUAGUAAAAAAGGAAAGGAUCUUUUUGAUUCUAUUAUAAAAGAAUGUCGAAUUAAAAGAUGCAUGGAAUAUGGAAAUUCUUUGCGAGCAUUUGGUUCUGCAAUUAUCAUAGAGUUAUCAUUAAUAGAAAAAAUAACUGUCGAACAAUUUUUGGGAGAAUCAGUUAAAAACAAAGCACUAGCUUAUCAGCGAUUUAUAUACCAAAAUAUUCUCUAUCAUGGUUCCAAUUGUACUCAACUAAAAAAAGAUGUAACAGUACAAUUUUAACUACAGAUAGAUCGUUAUUAGAUAUUCAAUAUCUAUGUAUAGCAGAAACAUCAGCAGGCAUAAAAAAACAAUUGUUAAUUUGUAAGGUAUUGCAAACACUGCGUGGUGAUGAAAUAUGUAAAAAUAGGAAUAUAACGUCAAAUCUUUUCUCUUACGUUAUAGAAAAAACAGACAUUAUUAAAUGUGUAUUUCCUUCUGCGAUUAGAAAGAAAUGUAUUAAUAUUCCUGUUUAUUCCACAAACAAUAUUAAUUAUGAUAAUAAUAAGCGAUGCAUAAUACCUCUUGUAAAUAAUAUAGAAACUGAUUGAAUUAUAUAAAUAAUAAGAAUUAUGA
This is a messenger RNA of Nylanderia fulva, 2835 nucleotides long. RefSeq lists its product as uncharacterized. The record is from RefSeq and is a predicted model, not a curated record. Lineage: Eukaryota; Metazoa; Arthropoda; Insecta; Hymenoptera; Formicidae.